UCCCCUACCCCUCCCCCCCCCCCGCUGGGUCCUAGCGCCGGACCUUCACUGGCAGGGUCUGGGGCUCUGAUUGUGAGAGGAUCUAAUCCUGACGCCACGCAGUCGGUCCAAACCGACUCAGAUAAGAAAACUAAGGUCCUGAGACAUAUAAUAAAUUGCACAAGUUUGCAUCAGCUGGGAAGUGAUGAAGGCAGUAUCUGAACCUGAGCAUUUUGGCUUCCAAGACUAUGCAGUUAACCACAGUGCUGUACUGUUGCUCUGGACCUCAUUUUUUUUACCUGUGAAAGGAACUUUUGUCAUAAUUCUGACAUGAAGCACCCUCCUGUCUCAGCUCUGCUCCACUCUCCUCCUCAAUCUCAGUGUCAGAAACCUCCAACCACAGAGGUGCACAAAGAAAACAGGCCUAAAACAACUACUGAUUUCACUGACACUUCACGAGAAGCCCCACCCACCAAAGUCAUGGAGGUGGAAGCUACCGAGACUGGGUCCCCAGCUGCUGGGUACAAGCGCUGUGGCCGCCGCUAUAAGUGCCUGCUCUGCACCAAGACAUUUCCAAACGCUCCCAGGGCCGCACGCCAUGCUGCCACGCAUGUGCCUGCUGACCGUGCCGAGAAGGUAGUAGAGGUAAAGCCAAAGCAGGACACUGAAGCCAAGGAAGAAGGCAGUGGGGAUAAAGGGUCAGGCUCAGUGGCAAAGCCUCGGCCUUAUGCAUGCCCACUGUGCCCCAAGGCGUAUAAGACAGCACCCGAGCUCCGCAGCCACGGGCGCAGCCACACGGGUGAGAAGCCCUUCCCAUGUCCAGAGUGCGGUCGCCGCUUCAUGCAGCCCGUAUGCCUGCGCGUGCAUUUGGCCUCGCACGCAGGCGAGCUGCCAUUCCGGUGUGCGCAUUGCCCCAAGGCCUACGGUGCGCUCUCCAAGCUCAAGAUCCACCAGCGCGGUCACACGGGCGAGCGGCCCUACGCCUGCACUGACUGUGGCAAGAGCUUCGCUGAUCCCUCGGUUUUUCGCAAGCACCGGCGCACACAUGCAGGCCUGCGACCCUAUGGCUGCGAGCGCUGCGGCAAGGCAUACGCGGAGCUCAAGGACCUGCGAAACCAUGAGCGGUCCCACACUGGGGAGCGCCCCUUCCUUUGCUCUGAGUGCGGGAAGAGCUUCUCCCGCUCUUCGUCUCUUACCUGCCAUCAACGUAUCCACGCGGCACAGAAGCCCUACCGCUGCCCCGCCUGCGGCAAGGGCUUCACACAGCUCAGCUCUUACCAGAGCCACGAGCGCACGCACUCCGGGGAGAAGCCCUUCCUGUGCCCACGCUGCGGCCGCAUGUUCUCCGACCCCUCUAGCUUCCGGCGCCACCAGCGCGCACACGAAGGCGUGAAGCCCUACCGCUGUGACAAGUGUGGCAAGGACUUCCGACAGCCGGCAGACCUGGCCAUGCACCGGCGCGUGCACACAGGCGACCGGCCCUUUAAGUGCCUGCAGUGUGACAAGACAUUUGUAGCUUCCUGGGACCUCAAGCGGCAUGCCCUGGUGCAUUCGGGCCAGCGACCCUUCCGCUGCGAGGAGUGUGGGCGUGCCUUCGCCGAGCGUGCCAGCCUGACCAAGCACAGCCGCGUUCACUCAGGCGAGCGCCCGUUCCACUGUGGCGCCUGCGGGAAGUCCUUUGUGGUGUCGUCCAGCCUCCGGAAGCACGAGCGGACCCACCGGAGCAGUGAGGCUACCACACCAGAGCUGGUGGUAGGGUUGGCACUGCCAGUCAAUGUGACAGGUGAGGGCCCGGCUGCCCCAGGUACAACCACAAGCCUCGGGGAUCCUCCAACUGGGCUGCUGGGGCUGCCCCCCGAGUCCAGCACGGUGAUGGCCACGCAGUGGCAAGUGGUAGGAAUGACGGUGGAGCAUGUGGAAUGCCAGGGCUCAGGCGUCGGGGAGGCUGCAGGUCCCUUAGGAUUGGCCGGGGUUGAGGAGGCUGAUGAGAAGCCACCCCAGUUUACUUGUCGUGAGUGCAAAGAAACCUUCCCCACGCUGACCUUGCUGCGUCGGCACGAGCGCUCACACCCUGAGCUCCGGCCCUUCCCCUGUACGCAGUGUGGCAAGAGUUUCUCAGAUAGGGCAGGGCUGCGUAAGCACAGCCGCACUCAUAGCUCAGUGCGCCCCCAUGCCUGUCCCCACUGCCCCAAGGCUUUCUUAAGUGCCAGUGACCUGCGCAAGCAUGAACGCACUCACCCUGUGCCCGUAGGGACCCCCAUACCGCUGGAACCGCUUGUGGCUUUGCUAGGAAUGCCUGAAGAGGGGCCAGCCUGAAGCCUAUGGUCCCCUGCACCACACUCCCUCCUGGAGUACCUUUCCCCUACAGAAGCCUCGGACGGCUUUGUCCACCCCUGGAGUCUUUAGACUCCAGAUCUCUGCCCCUGAACAUCUAGCUCACCUGCCGCAAAGCAAAGGGGUGGGCACAGUAAAAGCUUAAUACAGCAGCUGUGAGAGACAGGAUUUUCUCCAAACACUCAUUAAAGCAUUCACUUUGACACUGGACUAUCUUCUGUGUUCUGUGGUUCAGUGGAGAUCCCAAUACAUCUUAAGACCAAUCUUUAGAUGUAUUGUUUCCCAAAGUAUGUUUUGGGAUGUCUUCUGACAAAGGAUUCUAUUGCCAAGUACAGAAAGUUCCCUAUUUCUUGAAAAAUUUUAUUAAAAGCAUCAAACCAGGAGUGGUAUACACAUCCCAGCUACCUAGAAGGUUGAGGACAGUCUGGGCAAUUCAGGAAGACUUAGAAUAAAAAAAUAGGCUAGGAAUGUAGCUCGGUACCCUCUGGGUUUGAACCCCAGGAAAAAAGAAGUCCUGCAGGGAACAAAUCAUAUUUAGCUUUGUUUAGCCCAUACUUACAUGACCGUGGAAGCCUUUUACUGAGUAGUGGUUUGGGGGGGGGUUGUUUGUUCGUUUUUUGUUUUGUUUUGAGAGAGCAUUGGGCUGGGGAUUUAGCUCAGCGGCAUAAGCACCUGCAUUGAAAGCAGGCAGUCCUGAGUUUGAUCCCUGGUACCGAUAAAAACGAAAAAGACAAAAAAAAAAAAAAGAAAAGAAAAAAAAGAGAGAGCACUAUGCAGUUCAGGCUGGCUUUGAACUCACUCUAUACCCCCGUGGCCUCAUACUUAAGGCAGUCCUUCUGCCUCAGCACUGAAUAGUUUUAUAGAUGAUAACCAAAGGCCAAAAACUCGUGUAUAUUACAGUAACAAAUCAAAAAAUACACUUCAAAGAAAAAAGGUUCCUAUAGCAACAACAAAAAGAAUACAACUCAUGAGAAAUGUGUAAGGUCCAGGCAUUUAGCUCAGUAGCACAGGCGCCUGUCUGGCAAGCACAAGGUCAUGAGUAAGAAAGAAAGGAAGGAAGGAAGGAAGGAAGGAAACAAAGAAAGAAAAGGAAAGGAAGGUAUAAAAUCUAUAUAAAGAAAAUUAUAUAUCUGGCCUGAAAUAUAAAACCUAAGUACAUGGGAACAACAAACUAUGUAACUGAAUGGAAAGUUGUUUCCAAAUGAUGUUGAUUUUCCUACCCGUUUAAUCUUUGAAUUUUUAGUAUUCUAAAAGUUUUUUUAAUACAAUUUAAAAAUCCACAACAGUACAUUUUUGUGUAUGUGCUGAAAACUGAACCCAGAAUCUUCUGCAGGCUAAGGACAAACCCUACUGCUAAUCUUUUUUUUUUUUUGGUACCUUGCACUUAGCCUACGGCUAAUCUAAACCCUGUAGUUCACAAUACAUUGUCCAUAAACAGUAAAGGCAAUAUUUGACAUACUGGGUAAUCAAAACAUCAAAGCAGUGGGAUAAAAACAGGAUAUCACUGGCACAAAAAUAAAUUUAGCAAUGGAGGAGGGAUUCAGAAGCAGCCCUAAAUAUUUCUGUGAAUUUAUGAUAAAUUAUUGUUCAAAUAAAUAGGAAAAGGAAAACGUUAAGUAGCUUUCCUUGAAAGUCAGUGUGAAUGGCUGGGUAUAGUGACUCACACUGGUAAUCCCAGCACUGAGAGAGGCUGAGGCAGGAGGAUCAGAGUUCAAGGCCAUCCUGAACUGUACAGCAAAACUCUGUCUCAAAAAAGGGGCUGGGGAUUUAGCUCAGCGGCAUAAGCACCUGCCUUGCAAGCAAGCGGUCAUGAGUUCGAUCCUUGGUACCGAUAAAAAUGAAAAAGACAAAAAAAAAACGCAAAAAAAGGACUGGGGAUUUAGCUCAACAGCAUAAGCUCCUGCCUUGCAAGUGUGUGGUCGUGAGUUGGAUCCCUGGUACCAGUAAACAAAACAAAACAAAACAAAACAAAAAAAGAAAAAGAAAAAAAGUUAGUGUAAGGCUUCAAGUUCAGUCUCUAGCACCAUUAAAAAUUUAAAAAGUAGGCUGUGGAUGUAACUCAGUGGUACAGUGCCUGCCUGGCAAGUGCAAGGUCGUGAAUUUAAUUCCUGAUACAAAAAAAUAAAAUUCAAAAAGUAUGUCAUGGAAAAAACAAAGUACAGAUAAGAUUUAGGAGGAAAAAAAGGCAUAGUUAUGUAGUUAGUAUACUUCUCUUUGGGCCAAGUUGUACAUAGCUCUCAAAUUCUCAAACUGUCUCUAGGAUACUCAAGAACUGAUUCCAGGUUAUCACUCCUAGCUAGUAGGGCCUCUGUUUAUAUACCAAGAAAAGCCAAAGGUUAAUAUGCGCAGCUGAACUUCUUUUCUGUGCUCUUAUCUCAAGAUUUGGGGUCUCCUGUGUUGCAGUGGCAAGAAGUAAUAUCUCCAGGCCCAUGUGCCAGUGGGGACAUUGUGGCAGUUGGCUGUAGCUCAAGACAGAUACACAGGCAAGGAGCAAAAGUAGCAAGUGUCCCUCUGAUGGCAGGGACCGUCAUGCCUAGACCCUCAGAUACCAGUUUUAAAAGGGAUCUUCAAGGCUGAGGGCAUAGCUUAAGGAUACAGUGCUGGCCUAGCCUGCUAAAGGUCCUGAGUUUGGUCCUCAGCACUGCAAAAUAAAUCACAUUUUUAAAACUUGGUGAGAUGACUGUAUAUAUAUAAUAUAUAUUUUAUAUAUAUAUUAUAUAUAUAUAUAUAUAUAUAUAUAUAUAUAUAUAUCAAUAGAUAGCUUUGGGUAUCUAGCUAAUCUAGCUACAAUGAAGGGUGAAAUGAGCCCCACAAAUGUUCAAGAUUAUUAGUCCUUUCUAGGCUCGGAAACUCCUCUUUUCUUGUGACACUCCAGGUGUUUCAUACCUGAGUUCCCCGAAGAAACAUUUAGUGUGACUUAAAAAUGAUUUUAACAGCUUUGUUAAGAUGUAGUUCGCAUACCAUAAAAUUAACCUGUUGGAAGCAGACAACUUUGGUUUCUGGUUUAUUCACAAGGUUCUGCAGCAUCACAGUCUAAUUUUAGAGCAAUUUUUUAUCCCUAAAAAACCUCUGCAAACCACUUGUCACACUCCUUAUUCCUCACUACUAGAAACCCCUUAUCCCUAAGGAAUCCCUGAUCCAAUUUCUAUCUAUGAAUUUGUCUAUUCAAGACAUUUCAAGUAAAUGGAAUGAAUCAUA
Molecule: messenger RNA, 5511 nt
Organism: Cavia porcellus (domestic guinea pig)
Lineage: Eukaryota; Metazoa; Chordata; Mammalia; Rodentia; Caviidae
Gene: Znf668
Product: zinc finger protein 668
Exons: 5
Coding region: 310-2295 (661 amino acids)
Biological process (GO): regulation of transcription by RNA polymerase II
Cellular component (GO): nucleus
Molecular function (GO): RNA polymerase II cis-regulatory region sequence-specific DNA binding; DNA-binding transcription factor activity, RNA polymerase II-specific
Source: RefSeq, a predicted model, not a curated record